GCAAGGGCGAUAUGCUCGUUGAGUGCAGCGUGGACGAGGCUGCUGCCACCGCCGCGUUACUGACGCCUUUCGACCAGUGCCACGCUUGGAUCCGCGCGGAGAAGCCGCUGCAAAAGCCCAAACAGGGAUGGGCGUGGGUGGACAGCCCGGAGCGAUGGGUGGCGCGGGACGCCGACACGGCGGGAAAGUAGUGAGCUCAGCUGUGGGCCGACUGCACGCUAAAGGCUACACGCUCGCACACCACUUGCAGGGUGGCUCUCCCAGGCGCCCACCCCACCCGGAGGCACGCCAGGCCCCGGGCAGCCGGCCGUCACUCGCCUAAGCGCCUAAGCGGCCUAAGCGGGGGGUGCUUAGGGUGCUUAGGCGCUUAGGCGGCCCUUGCGAGCGUGGCGGCGUCGUAAUACAAGUGACUCCGAUGGCAAUCAUGAUGCCCCUGCUAUAGUGUGUC
Emiliania huxleyi CCMP1516 is the source of this 448-nucleotide messenger RNA. RefSeq lists its product as hypothetical. The annotation marks the transcript as partial. The transcript has a single exon. The record is from RefSeq and is a predicted model, not a curated record. Lineage: Eukaryota; Haptophyta; Isochrysidales; Noelaerhabdaceae.